Trypanosoma grayi is the source of this 1068-nucleotide messenger RNA. RefSeq lists its product as hypothetical. NCBI's taxonomy places the organism in Eukaryota, Euglenozoa, Kinetoplastea, Trypanosomatida, Trypanosomatidae. The transcript has a single exon. The record is from RefSeq and is a predicted model, not a curated record. Bases 1 to 1068 code for a protein of 355 amino acids.
AUGUCAUCGUUUGGUAUUGUGUUGCUUUUUAAUUUUGCGAGGCGUCGGGCCGUCGCUCUGCUGGUAAACUCAUGUUGGGGCUGUCUUCCUGCUGGAUCUUUGGCGUUUCGGCCGAGUGGGUACGAGUCGGACUGUCAUCGUUUUGUGCGUAGGGCUUUUUGCUCUAUUGAGAGGGAUGGUGGACGGUGGCUUCCGAGCGCUUAUGAGAACACUGUGGUUGAGUUGCUUGAUAAGGCUGGUGUAGCUGAGGGUCUCUCUGGGCAGAGCGUCUAUUCGCUGAUUUUGCAGCACCGUUUGAAGUGCUUCGGCUGCCCCUGCCCCCUUCCGUAUGAUGUUGCAGGCUGUGGAGAAGUUCUGCAGCGUGUUGACGGGAGUCAUGCGCUGGUGUGUCCGGUGAGCUGCAGUUCCUUGAUGCGGAGUCUUGUGGUACCAGUAGAAAUGCGUAGUGAGCUUCAUGGUCUUCUGAAGUCUGUUCUUUGUGUGCUGGACGAUGCCGGCAUUGAGUGCUGGGCAGCGGCGGGUACUCUGCUAGGGGCGGUGCGCAACUACGGUAUUAUCCCGUGGGACGACGACGUUGAUAUCGCCAUUGCCGCGGUUGAUGAGACGAAACUCCGCGCAGCAUUUUAUUAUCCGGCGACGGACGGCGAAAGUGACCUUGUGCUCGAGUACGUGCCGCUCUUUGGGUACAAGGUGUACAGCCGGUCGCUGCCACCACCGACGCAGAGUGGUGGCUCUUGUUGCAUGCGAUACGGCUACUUCGUGGAUAUAUUUGUGUUUGAAGAGUGGGAUGACUUCUUGGUAUUGGCGCGCGGCAGUGCCCGCAAGACGUGGCCGAAUGAGUGGUGGCGGCGUGACGAGCUAUUUCCCUUGGUACGUGUUCCCUUCCAUGAUGUGCUUUCGGGGGCAGGCCGCACGUUGCAGCUUCCCGUGGCGCAGCACGCCAUGCCGCACCUGCAGCGACUGUACGGUGCGGCCUGCAUGGAGGAGGCCGUCGUUCCGCGGGAGCUGCACGGCCGCCUGCUUAGCCACCCGCUGCAUAUUCCUAUGUCGUUGCUGGAUAUCCAAUGA